GUCUUGUCCUUCCUGUCUCUUGAGAGAAAGCCAAUCAGAGAGCAAACGAAAUCAAAGUGCGAACUCCAAGCAAAUCCCCUCCCACCCCAUCUUCUUUGGGCGGAGUAGAAGAGCGGAGCAGGUGGCGCCAACAGGUUCGUUUUCUGGUCCCUUUAUUAAUGAAUCAUUUCCCUCGAGUUUUGUAUGUUCUACUUUUGGUACUGUCAAUUCCUCCUUCUGGUUGUAAUUUGUGAAUUAGGGUUUGAAAUCGGGGAGUUUGGAAUGUAAUACAGGGGAAAAUAAACUUUGAUAGCAGUUCCUUAAGACGUUAGUGUGAAGGUAUGAGAACCAGUAAAACAGAAGUAAACUUAAGGAGGUUGCUUGCAGCUGCUCCUCAGCAGAAAAACCAGGCAAAACUUGUGCAUUAUGUUGCUACUUUACGUGAACAAUUGGAACAAUUGGCUGAAGAGAGGACACCUGAGGGCUUACCUAGGAUUUCAAAGGCUACGUUGAAUGAAUACUCAGAGAAGGUUGAAGCCAUUGCUUCCAAAUUGAUUAACCACGAGACUGACCCACAAGUAUCCGAGAAGGAUGUUGAAAGGAGUUUUGUUAAAGAAAACUCUUCUGAAAUUGAGGAGAAAAAGCAGAUACCACUUUCUUCUGGGUUGAGAAGAAGACCUGUACCCACAUCAAAUACAGAAGAUAAAGCACACGAGCUUGCUGAGACUGACAAUACACCUGUCAAACUGGAUGCUAGUGCACACGCACACAUUGAAAAGCACAGAAUGCUUCAAGAAGAUUUGACUGAUGAGAUGGUGGUGUUGGCAAAACAACUCAAAGAGAGUAGUCUCAUGAUGAGCCAGUCCCUGCAAAAUACUGAAAAGAUUCUUGAUUCUACGGAGAAGGCUAUUGAGGAUAGCUUGGCAAGCACUGGUCGUACCAAUGUGCGAGCAACGGCAAUAUACUCCGAGAGUUCCAAGACUUCUUGCUUAACAUGGCUUGUGAUGUUUGUGAUGACAGUUGUAUUUGUCAUGGUUAUUCUUCUAAUCCGUGUAACAUAGUCUACUUCUGUUUCCCUAGGUAAUACAAUUAACUUCCAAUAUAACUUUUACUAUAAUGUAAAUUUUUAUUUUCCGGACACACAUAGUUAAUUUUGAAAAGGUUGACAGAAGCAAA
Messenger RNA from Vigna unguiculata (cowpea), 1155 nucleotides. RefSeq lists its product as uncharacterized. Gene Ontology annotation, molecular function: SNAP receptor activity. NCBI's taxonomy places the organism in Eukaryota, Viridiplantae, Streptophyta, Magnoliopsida, Fabales, Fabaceae. Gene Ontology annotation, biological process: retrograde vesicle-mediated transport, Golgi to endoplasmic reticulum. Gene Ontology annotation, cellular component: endoplasmic reticulum; SNARE complex. The record is from RefSeq and is a predicted model, not a curated record.